Molecule: messenger RNA, 3583 nt
Organism: Limulus polyphemus (Atlantic horseshoe crab)
Lineage: Eukaryota; Metazoa; Arthropoda; Merostomata; Xiphosura; Limulidae
Product: vigilin-like
Exons: 18
Coding region: 1043-3553 (836 amino acids)
Cellular component (GO): nucleus; cytoplasm
Molecular function (GO): mRNA binding
Source: RefSeq, a predicted model, not a curated record
AAACUUGAAAGCUGUGGUAACUUUUAGGCAACGUUUAAAAAUGACGCUAACUGCACAACACUACGUAAAAAAAUCAGUUUUCAAAGCAACUCACUACGCGCUGCGCUAUAGCUAACACCAAUUUAAACUAAAAACAGCUUCGACAUUGAUCCAUCAUGUGGGCCAGAAAACGUUUGUUUGUAAUUAAGCACAAAGUUACACAUUGAGCUUCCUGUGAUCUGCCCACCACGGGUAUCGAAAUCCGGAUUUUAGUGUUGUAAUUCCGCAGACAUACCACUGUGUGGGGGCGCCAGAAAACGACUAUCUAUCGUCUUAAAUUAACUAGGCCCAGCAUGGCCAGAUGAUUGGGGCGCUCCUCUCGCAAUCUGCAGGUUGUGGGUUCGAGUCCCAGUAAAACAAAACAUGAUCACCCCUUUAGUCGCGGGGGCGUUAUAUAAUGUAACGGUAAAUCCUGCUAUUCGUUGGUAAAAGAUUUGGCGGUGGAUGGUGGUGACUAGCUGCCUUCCCUCUAGUCAUAUACUGCUAAAUUAGGGACGGCUAGCGCAGAUAGCACUCGUGUAGCUUUGCGCGAAAUUAAAAAAACAACAACACAUAAAUUAAGUAUCUUCUUCGAUCCUGGUAUCUCUGAUUCAUAAGAAAACUUGACGUCAAAUUUUUAGAACUUUCCAGACUUAUAUAAUUAAAUAUUUCUAUUGCCCCCUAGUGAUACAGCGAUAGGUCUGCGGACUUAUUACCCCCUAGCACAUCACAGCUAGCCUAUUGUGUAGCUUUGCGCUUAACUAGCAUAACAAAUUGAUAGUUUUUAAACAUAAGGCAUUCAGAUUUCAAGAUAAACAUACUGUACUCUUUAACUUGGUAUAUGUAAUAAACUUUCAAAAGGGAUGCAGUUCAAUGUCCAACAGUCUCUCAAGGUACAGGACUACAAAUGUCUCACUGGAAUCUGACGAGAUUGUCAUUCUAGAACAGAGAAGACAGUGUUUCUCAGUCUGUUUAUAACUGUGAUAACUUUCUUGUAGUUCUUCCAGAAAAGAGUCUUCUCCAGAUGACUUCACAAGCUUGCACAAGACAAUGGGAUAAAAAAGUUAAAUUUGGAAACUCUUUCAUUACACGGCUUUUCACCAUACCUGUAGAACAAAAAAAAUGCCAAGGGAUUAGCUGUUAUUGUGUUAGUGAAAAGAGAGAACUGAAGAAGAUUUGUAAAGAUAUCAUGAAGAAGACUGGUGUUCAUAUUGAGGUUAGCUCAUUAAACAACCAGAAUUUAAUGAUUGUAGUGAUGGGCAAAGAUGAUGCUGUGCUGAGAGCUCAGCAAAAAUUUGUGAAUAAGCUAAAACCUCAGGAAAAAAAGGCAAAAAACUCAUCAAACUUGAACGAGGCACCAAAUACUAAGAUUUCUGUUCCCAGACCUUUAAAUCACUCGGACGUUAUCAAAAUCAGUGGGACUAAAGAAGACAUUGAAAAGGCUGCAUGUGAAAUUCAAGUUAUUAUUGAUAAAAAAACAGGUGUGUCAGUUGAAGUGCCUUCCUUACAUAGUCCAUCUGAAACUACCUUCUUGCGAAGAUAUCAAGAGAAAUUAGGACCUGGACCAUCUCAUUUAUUUGAAGAGGCUAGUAAGGUGAUAGUGGCUGAAGUGAGUGCACCUAGUUGGCUUCAUAAAUAUAUCAUAGGAAGGAAGGGAGCAAGUAUCAAACAUGUGAUUCAAGACUUCCCUAUGGUUCUUGUAGAGUUCAACAACAGGGCAAGCAAAAUCAAGUUGGAAGGACCCCAGUGUGAACUUGAGAGAGCUAGUAAGACUUUGGAAAAUAUGAUCGCAGACUUAAAGGCAUCCUUUACGUAUGAAGAAAUUCAUGUGAAUCCACAUUACUACAGGCAUGUGGCAGAGAAAUAUAGAGACAAUGUAUAUGGGCUACAGAAUGAAACUCUAAUCAUGGCUCACAUUUCCUCUGAUUCUGAGCAAAGAAGCCUCAUCAGGAUAGAAGGAAAUCUUGCUGAUGUGACACGUGUAAAGCAGGAGCUUCAGGAAAUGGUUCAUAAAAUGAACAAAGAAAUUACAAAAGAGUGUAUGAUUGAUAAGAGGUUUCAUGAUAAUAUUAUUGGUUCCAAAGGCGAAAAAGUUAAAAAUAUUAGAGACAAGUUUAACCAGGUGAAUAUCGAGCUUCCAGAACAAGGUAUUAAGAGUGGUAAAGUAAGGAUCAGAGGUUGUAAAGAAGAUGUUGAGAACUGCUACCAAUACCUUGUUCAACUGAAUCAAGACUUGUUGGCAAACAAUUAUUGUCAUAAAUUCCAGGUUUACAGCCAGUUCCUGAAGUAUAUAAUUGAUAAAGGAAGGUCUGAAAUUUGGAAAAUUGAAACUGAAACAGAGACCAAAAUUGUACUGCCUCCAGAGAAUAGUAAAACUAAUACUUUAAUCAUUAUUGGCAGAAAAGAAAAUGUUAUGGCAUCAGAAAAACGUAUUACAUCUCUUCAGGAUGAAUUGGGAAAUGUAGAAGAUGUGGACGUUAUCAUCCCAGCCAUAUUUCAUCAAUCUAUUAUUGGUAUCAAAGGCCAACAGAUCCGUUCUAUUUCAGCUAACUGUGGGUAUGUAAGAAUUGUAUUUCCACGAAGAGGUUCUAUAAAGGACAAAUUCAUUCUCAGAGGUCCAAAAGAGGAUGUUGACAAAGCUAAACAUCAGCUGACGGAGCUAUUACAGAAAAAACAACAAUUUAGAUUCACAGUAGAACUGAAAGCUAGACCUGAGUACCACAAGUUCUUAAUUGGAGUAAAAGGGGCUAAUGUUAAGAAGGUGCGACAAAAGACGGGGGCACGAAUUGUUUUUCCGACAAACAGUGAUGAGGAUAAAGAAACAAUCACGAUCACUGGCCACAAGGAGGCAGCAAUGGAAGCCAAAAAGAUACUUGAAGACAUGAUGGAAGAUUUAGUGUUACGUAGUUUUCAGUUGAACAAGAGAGUUAGUCACAACCAUUACAGACACAUCAUUCAUCUGAAAGGGUCUGUGAUAUCCAGAAUCGAACAAACACAUAAGGUGCACAUACACAUUCCGAAAAAAGAUCCAGACAACAGAAUCCUCACCAUUACUGGAUAUGAGCAGUGUGCUGAAGCUGCCAUGCAAGAUAUUUAUAAGAUUAUUUGCAGACGUGAAGAGAUGGUUACAGAGGAAGUAUAUAUUAACUAUCGCUUUCAUUUUCUACUGAUUGGCACCAGAAGGUGCAUCAAGGCGAAAAUAAUGGAUCGAUUUAAUGUAGAUCUCGAGUUUGGUAGCAUCACUGACUUGAAUCCUAAUGUGGUUACAAUAAUAGGAAUGAAAGAUAAUGUGAAAAAUUGUAAGGAUUACUUGCUGAACUUCAGAGAAAAGUAUAUUGUAAAAAGAAGGCGCAAUGAAAAAAUGAUUAUGGGUCGCUAUCAGUCUUCAUCAUCUUCAGUCCAAUUUCCUUUUAACAUAGAAUUCAAUUCUGAAAACACAGGAACAACGAAUAAUACAGAAGAUUUAGAAAAUACCUUUAUGAAUGUAGAAGAACAAUGUAACACAGUUACAGGACAUGUCAUGAAUGAGAUAUGAGCAAAUAUACAACACCGUAUAUGUCCUGUG